Gossypium raimondii (Peruvian cotton) is the source of this 6669-nucleotide messenger RNA. RefSeq lists its product as uncharacterized. Gene Ontology annotation, biological process: DNA integration. NCBI's taxonomy places the organism in Eukaryota, Viridiplantae, Streptophyta, Magnoliopsida, Malvales, Malvaceae. The record is from RefSeq and is a predicted model, not a curated record. Gene Ontology annotation, molecular function: nucleic acid binding; RNA-DNA hybrid ribonuclease activity.
AUGGAACAAAGGUUGGAAAAACUAGAACGGCUUCAAAAGGAAAUGCAAGACCAGUUGCAAGCGCAAAUGAAAGAACAGGUGGAAAAGAUCCAGAAAGACAUGGUACAAAAGAUGAAGGAAUCUCAAGAUGACCUAAUGAUUAAAUUGAUGCAAUUAAUAAAGGGAACAGAUAAAGGGAAAAGUCCUGUAAUUUGCGAUGAAGAAGGGAACAAUGAUGAACCACUUUUUCCUCCAGGAUUCACGCCUCCGCAUGCGCAAAUUCAGAUUGAAACACAUACACGAAAACCUUCUGUUUCGAUUAAGCCUCAGCAUUGUCAAGGUGAUGCUUCAAUAUCGAAGAACCUUCAGGUCGGAUAUGGUUCUGGUCUUGGUGAUAAUCUGGUUGUCCCGGAUUUCGAUGAAGUAGCGGAGAAAGACAAGAUGAAGGAAGAGUUACCAAAGCAGUUUGAGGAGAAAUGGAAAUGGAUUGAAGAAAAGUUUAGGGCGAUAGAAAGUAUCGACAGCUAUCGUAGAAUAGAUGCGAAAGAUCUGAGCUUAGUUCCGGAUUUGGUGCUUCCUUACAAAUUUAAGAUGCCGGAAUUCAAAAAAUACAAUGGAACUAGUUGCCCUGAGGCUCACCUUGCUAUGUUCUGCAGGAGAAUGACGGGGUAUAUUAAUAAUGAUCAAUUAUUAAUACACUGCUUUCAGGAUAGGCUUACAGGCGCGGCGUUAAAAUAGUACAAUCAGCUAAGCCGAUCUAAAAUUGCUACUUGGAGAGAUUUGGCACAGGCAUUCAUGAAACAAUACGAUCAUGUCUCAAAAAUGAUGCCUAACAGGAUAAAUCUGCAGAAUUUGGAGAAGAAAUCAAACGAGAGCUUUAGACAGUAUGCACAAAGGUGGAGAGAAAUGGCAGUGCAGGUGCAACCACCUCUUUUGGAGAAAGAAAUGACGACGCUUUUUAUUAAUACAUUGAAAGCCCCAUUCAUCACUCACAUGUUGGGAAGCGCUUCAAAGAAUUUCUCGGAUAUAAUCAUGAGCGGCGAAAUGAUCGAGCAUGCUAUUAAAAGUGGAAGAAUAGACGGAGGGGAGAACAAUAAAAGGACAGCCCCGAGGAAAAGAGAAAAUGAAGUGAAUAAUGUGAAUGCUUACAGUAAAUCAAUUACUGUAAGUCAACCAAGGAAAGUGGUCACUAAUCAACAGGGCUCAUCGAAGCAAGAGUCGGGAAUGAGGGAAAAUACUGAGAAGCCCCAGUUCACUCCCAUUCCAAUGACAUAUAAGGAGCUGUACCAGAAUUUAUUUAAUGCGCAUGUUGUCGCUCCUCGUUACUUGAGUCCUCUACAACCCCCAUAUCCAAAAUGGUAUGACACAAACGCUCAGUGUGACUAUCAUGUCGGAAUUUCAGGACACUCAAUAGAAAAUUGUACUGCUUUCAAGAAGGUAGUGGAAGGACUUAUCAAAUUGGGCGUUGUCAAAUUUGGUGAUUCACCUAACACGGAAAGUCCGUUGCCCAAUCAUGAUGAAUGGGUGAACGCGAUAAUUGAGAAUGGAGGAAGGAGAGUCAAAGCCAAUGUAGCAGAGAUAAGGACCCCCCUUGAAUGGAUUUGGAAGCAAAUGGUGAAAGGGGGUCGCAUCAAGCAAGAUUCAAUAGAAAGGCCUGAAGGAGCAAGUAAGUUUUGUGAGUUCCACGCAGAAGAAAGCCACGACAUCCAAAAAUGUACCGAAUUCAGAACCAUGGUGCAAAACUUAAUGGAUAACAAAGAGUUGGAGUUUUACGAAGAGAUUAAUGAACUAGAAGAAGGAGAAGUUUAUGCUGCAGAAGAAGGAUCCACGGGGAAAGUCCAAAAGGCUAGCCAUCCAGUGGUAAUUAUUUCAAAACCAAUGAGCAGAGAAUCUGGAAUUCAAAUAGCGCCAAAGAUCAUAAUCCAAAAACAUGUAUCCUUUCCUUACAAUGAUAGCAAAAAGGUUCCUUGGAAUUACGACUGCAAUGUAACAAUUUCAGGGAAAGAAAGCUUGGUAAACGCUUCAGGAGAAGAUGAAGGAUUCUAUACACGAAGUGGAAAACGCUAUGAUCUGGCAAACGCGAGAGUGGAAUCCGGAAAAGGAAAAGCCUUAGCGGUUGAGUUGGGAAAAGUAAAAACAGACAAAAUUAAACCGCGAGUCAAUCAGCCGGUAACUGAAAAUGAGGCUAGAGAAUUUCUAAAAUUCUUGAAACAUAGCGAGUACAGCGUGGUAGAACAAUUGCAUAAACAACCGGCUCGUAUCUCGGUGCUCGAAUUGCUUAUAAGUUCGGAGAUACAUCGUAAUGCGUUGAUUAAGGUGCUAAAUGAAACUUAUGUCGCUCACGAUAUCUCAGUGAAUAGGUUGGACCGCUUGGUUAACAAUAUCAGUGCCGACAAUUUCAUUUUCUUUAAUGAUGACGAAAUACCGCCAGGGGGAAGAGGAGCCACCAAAGCAUUACAUAUCACUGCUCGUUGCGGGGAGUAUGCGUUAGCAGGAGUGCUAAUUGAUAAUGGGUCAGCCUUGAAUGUUUUACCCCUAUCCACCUUAAAUAGGUUACCAGUGGAUAGCUCUCACAUGAAAUCAUGCCAGAAUAUAGUGAGAGCAUUUGAUGGUACUGAAAGGAAGGUAAUGAGAAGAAUAGAAAUACCCCUCUUGAUUGGCCCGAAUAUAUACGAGGUGGAUUUUUUAGUGAUGGAUAUCAAGCCUUCGUAUAACUGCUUGUUAGGAAGACCCUGGAUUCAUUCAGCAGGAGCGGUGCCUUCAUCAUUACACCAGAAGUUGAAAUUGGUAGCAGAAGGACGGUUAAUUACGAUUGACGCUGAGGAAGAUAUCAUUGCAUCGGUAACCAGUGACGCACCAUAUUUGGGAACAGAUGAUGAGGCGGUUGAAUGUUCAUUUCGAUCCUUAGAGUUCGUAAAUGCAACCUCUGUUAUUGAAGAAAAGAAGAUCCUGAUGCCCAGCAUAUCUAGGGCCACGAGGAUGGGGCUACAAAUGACAGUUGGGAAAGGAGCUAUGCUCGGAAAAGGACUGGGAAGAUGCCUUCAAGGAAUGAUAGAGGCACCAGUGCUGAAGGACAAGCAAGACCGUUUUGGUUUAGGAUUUAAACCAAAUGCUAAGCAAAGAAGAAAAGAGUUGGAGAAAAGACAAGAGAGGAGGAAGGCACAAUUCUUAAAUUCAUACAUUCCCUGUACAUUUUUCGGUAUUUAUAACAGGUCUCAAGAUAUCAAUGACAUGAGUGACUCUACUAUGGACUUGGGAAAUCCUUUUGAUCGAGAUGUGUGUUUAGAGGAAUCUCAAGAUUUUGAAGAUAACACAGAUUGCAACCUAUCUCCGGACUUGUUGAGGAUGGUAGAGCAAGAAGAGAAACAAAUCCUACCUCACAAGGAGACAGUAGAGACAGUGACCCUAGAAGAGGGAAAGGUGGUGAAGAUUGGCACAUGCAUAGCUGAAGAAGUAAAACAAGACCUCAUUGAGUUGCUUCGAGAAUUCAAAGAUGUCUUCGCAUGGUCAUAUCAAGAUAUGCCGGGGCUAAGUACUGACAUUGUAGUACACCGACUUCCUAUAAAGGAAAAUUGCAAACCAGUUCAGCAAAAACUCCAAAGAAUGAGGCCAGAUGUUGUAUUAAAAAUAAAAGAGGAGGUGCAAAAGUAAUUCGACGCUGGAUUCCUCCAAGUGGUCAAAUACUCCGAGUGGGUGGCCAAUAUCAUUCCUGUCCCUAAGAAAUAUGGGAAGGUACGAAUGUGUGUAGAUUAUAGAGAUCUAAAUAAGGCUAGCCCAAAAGAUAACUUUCCCUUGCCGCACAUUGACACCUUGGUAGACAAUACAGCGGGGCAUUCACUAUUUUCUUUCAUGGAUGGUUUCUCUGGAUAUAACCAAAUUAAGAUGCAUCCUGAGGAUGAAGAAACUACAUUCAUAACCCUAUGGGGAACCUUUUGCUAUAAAGUGAUGCCAUUUGGGUUGAAAAAUGCAGGGGCAACGUAUCAGAGGGCCAUGGUAACACUGUUUCAUGAUAUGAUGCAUAAGGAGUUGGAAGUCUAUGUUGAUGACAUGAUUGCGAAAUCUAAAACAGAAGAGGAACAUGUGUAGGUCCUUAAGAAAUUAUUUAUGAGGUUGAAAAAAUUUCAGCUAAAGUUAAAUCCAGCAAAAUGCACAUUUGGGGCCAGAUCAGGAAAAUUGCUUGGGUUUGUGGUCAGUGAGAGAGGAAUCGAGAUUGAUCCUGACAAAGUAAGAGCAAUACAAGAGUUACCUCUGCCGCGUACUCAAAAAGAGGUUCGAGGUUUUCUAGGAAGACUGAACUACAUCGCUCGGUUUAUUUCACAAUUAACCGAGAAAUAUGAUCCUAUAUUCUGUCUCCUUAAGAAACAUAAUCCAGGUGUAUGGGAUGAGGAGUGCCAAAAAACUUUUGAAAAAGUUAAACAUUACCUAUCCAACGCCCCAGUGCUGAUGCCACCUUGCCCAGACAAACCGCUCAUCAGAUUUGGUCAGAUUGAAAAUUCUAUGGGAUGCGUGCUUGGUCAACAUGAUGAGACAGGACGAAAAGAAAGAGCAAUCUAUUAUCUCAGUAAGAAGUUCACCGAAUGCGAAACAAGAUAUUCGCCAAUCGAGAAGUUAUGUUGUGCCCUGAUCUGGACAACUCGGAGACUGAGACAGUACAUGUUGUACCAUACCACCUGGUUAAUUUCUAAAUUGGACCCUCUGAAAUACUUGAUGGAAUCAACUGCUUUGAAUGGAAGAAUGGCCCGAUGGAAAAUUCUCCUAUCUGAAUUUGACAUAGUCUAUGUGAACCGUAAAAUCGUAAAAGGGAGUGCAAUAGCGGACUUCCUGGCAAGUAGGGCUCUGGAUGAUUAUGAGCCAUUGAACUUCGAUUUCCCAAAUGAGGAUUUGAUGUAUAUCGUAACUGUAGAGAAAGAUUUCCAAGAAGGUGGUCCUUGGAAGUUGAGUUUUGACGGAGCUUCAAAUGCUAUAGGCAACGGAAUUGGGGCGACUCGUGUCCCUAGUGGAGAUCUACCCUUUACUAGCAAAUUGGAUUUUGAUUGUACAAAUAACAUGGUUGAGUAUGAAGCUUGCAUUAUGGGCAUCCGAGCAGCCAUAGAAUGGAAAAUUAAGGUGCUAGAGAUAUUCAGGGACUCUACAUUAGUAAUUUACCAGCUCAAAGGGGAAUGGGAAACAAGAGACCCCAAGUUAGUCCGCUAUCGAAAAUUGGUUAUGGAAUUGAUUGAGGAAUUUGAUAGUGUCACCUUUAGUUAUCUCCCACGAGAUGAGAACCAGAUGGCUGAUGCUUUGGCUACCUUGGCAUCUAUGUUCAAAGUGAACAAGCUAGAGGAUAUGAAGCCUAUCCAGAUCAGCAUUUAUGAGGCUCCAGCCCAUUGUUGCAACAUCGACAAUGAAGGAGAAAAGGAUAAUCGCCCCUGGUACCAUGACAUAUUACGAUAUGUGAAGAGUCGUGAGUACCCUGACCAUGCGACGGAAAAUGAUAAGAAGACAUUGAGGAGAUUAGCCAUCGAUUAUGUCUUGGAUGGGGAUAUCUUGUAUAAAAGAGGAAAAGAUCAAGUAUUGUUGAGAUGUGUGGAUGCUGUCGAAGCUAAAGAAAUUUUGGAAGAAGUGCAUGGAGGUAUCUGUGGAACGCAUGCCAAUGGCUUCACGAUGGCCAGACAAAUUAUGAGAUUUGGGUACUAUUGGUCCACAAUGGAAGGGGAUUGCAUUAAUUAUGCCAAAAAGUGCCAUAAAUGUCAAAUCUAUGGUGACAAAAUGCACACACCACCGUCGCCUCUUCAUGUUAUGGUUUCUCCAUGGCCUUUCUCCAUGUGGGGAAUCGAUGUUAUCGGGCCAAUAUCUCCGAAGGCUUCUAAUGGGCAUCGUUUUAUCUUUGUGGUUAUUGAUUACUUCACUAAAUGGGUGGAGGUUGCUUCGUAUGCAAAUGUCACGAAGUCAGCAGUUAGCAAGUUUCUGAAAAAAGAGAUCAUAUGUCGAUACGGGAUGCCUGAAAGGAUUAUAUCAGAUAAUGCACUAAACUUGAACAACAACUCAAUAGCGGAAGUUUGUAGUCAGUUCAAGAUCAAACACCACAAUUCGUCACCGUACCGUCUAAAAAUGAAUGGUGCCGUGGAAGCAGCUAACAAAAAUAUCAAGAAAAUUGUAGGGAAAAUGACUGAAACCUACAAGGACUGGCACGAGAAAUUACCUUUUGCCCUUCUGGCAUAUCGUAUCUCUGUUAGGACCUCUACGGGGGCAACGCCGUUUUCUUUAGUCUAUGGGAUGGAGGCAGUUUUACCCAUAGAAGUUGAAAUUCCUUCUCUUCGAGUAUUAGCUGAACUAAAGUUGGAUGAGGCUGAAUGGAUUCAAUCUCGAUAUGACCAGCUGAACUUGGUAGAAGAAAAGAGGUUAAAAGCUAUUCGUCAUGGUCAGAUGUAUCAGAAACGAAUGAUGCGAGCCUAUAACAAAAAAGUUUGUCCCAGAGAAUUUUACGAGGGGGACUUGGUGUUGAAAAAGAUUCUUCCUCUACAAAAGGAUUUUAGAGGAAAAUGGAUGCCAAAUUGGGAAGGUCCAUAUGUGGUAAAAAAGGCUUUUUCAGGAGGGGCUUUAAUCUUAAGCGAAAUGGAUGGUAAAAGCCUGCCAAAUCCUGUGAACUCAGACUCAGUCAAGAAAUAUUUCACUUAAAAUUUGAAGGUCCAAAAAAAAAAAAAAACAAAA